Messenger RNA from Cannabis sativa, 1700 nucleotides. RefSeq names its product ubiquitin C-terminal hydrolase 12-like. Lineage: Eukaryota; Viridiplantae; Streptophyta; Magnoliopsida; Rosales; Cannabaceae. The record is from RefSeq and is a predicted model, not a curated record. Bases 137 to 655 code for a protein of 172 amino acids. Gene Ontology annotation, molecular function: protein binding. The transcript is spliced from 4 exons.
AGCACUAUUUUGGUGGCAAUUAUAUCUAUUUUUUAAAAAAUAAAAAUAAAUUGUGUUCUUGCUAAUACCAUUAUAUAUAUUUUCAGUCAAAUUAAACAUUAUAUAUAUACAUAUUUAUAUAUUCGUUAACUGACACAUGAUGAUAUUAGUAGCUCAAGCAAAAGAUACAUCUACUGGGAAUAGUGCUCCGCCUAUGGAUUAUGCUCGGUUAAGAUGUACCAUAGAAAACUUUUCGAAGCUUGAUUGCAAUAACCAUUAUUCAGAUAUUUUCUAUGCAGGAGGAUACAAAUGGAAGAUACAAAUUGUCCCAAAAGGCAACUAUGUGGAUUUUUUGUCGAUGUAUUUAGUAGUGGCGGAUUCCAAAACUUUGCCUCUUGGAUGGAGUAUAUGCGUUAAGUUUUUCACCUUAUCAGUUAUUAAUCAAAAUCCUGAAUUAACAGUUGAAAAUGAAGCAAAAAAUCACGUGUUCAAUGAUAAUGGUGAGAGUUGGGGCUUCCAUACAGUCAUUCCUUUGAGUGAAUUAAAUGAUCCUAGCAAAGGUUUUCUUGUAAGAGAUGCGUGCACAGUCGAAGCAGAGGUAAGGGUGAAUAGUGAAGAACAUGUCAAAAGAGAAAAUAGAGAAGCUGAUCAGGUGAUUAUGCCUGAUGUUUACUAACUAAUAGUUUCUUUACAAUAAUAAUACAACUAGAGAUAUAUAAAAAUAUAUAUUUUUUUGUUUAUAUUAAGUCAUGCAUCUAUAAUUCUUAAGUUACAUUUUAUCGAUCAGAAGUCAACUUCCUCAGAAACAAAAAGAACUACUUCAAAAUUUGACCCUUUGUUUGUUGAAAUUCAAAGUAUAAUAGAAGGAGGGAGUUUUAAGCCAGACAAGUUUGUAAGCAGCUUUGGCACUUCAUUGACAAUUGAGGAGAUUAUCUAUUCAAAAGAUAUCUUCAAACAAUGCCUAGAUAUUGAUCUUGAUAAUGUCAUCCAAUUGGGUAGAGAUUUUGAGCUCAAGAAAUCACUUUCAAUUUUGCUAAGUAGCAAUGCCUUUCCAAAGAACAUGGUGGAUGAGAUAACUAAGUUUGUGGCUAACUUUGUUCAAAGUUGUGAGCAAUAUGAAGUUGCCAAACAAGACCUAAGAGAGGUCCUGGAGAAGGAGAAGUCAAUAGAUGAUCAGAAAAAAGCUAUGAAGGAAUUAUCUUCUAAUAAGUUCUUGCCAGUAAGGAAACAAGCAGAGUGUGUUGAUCGAGAAGUAGACGAGCUUGAAAGUCAGCUGACUGAAAGGAAGGCGAAGAAGGCAAGACUUAGUAAGGUGCUUGAAGUUUUGGCUGAUCAAGCAAAUGCUUUAAAACAGUCACUUGUUAGAGAUGAAGAGGAUCAUGUGAAGUUUUGUGUGCUUAAAAAAAACAAGGCAGAGAAGGUAAUUGGUGACAUUAAAAAGUCGUGGGAGUCUUUGAAACUUGGUUGUUCUAAUAUGCGUUUGUAAACCAUUCAAACAAAUAUUAGUUCUUUUGUUGUUUUCUAGUUUUUUCUCAUAGUUAGAAUCUACUUUCACACAAUUUGUUGAUUGAACUAUAUGGUUGUGCUUAAUAUCCCCAAGUGGACAACAUUUGCAUUUUAAUACAUUGUCUUUUUUCAUUACAAAACUCCAUCUUUGUAAUUAGUUAAAGAAAGGCUCUAAGAAAUCCAUCAAUACACAUGGGAUGUGUGAACAAUGAAAA